Molecule: messenger RNA, 4702 nt
Organism: Actinia tenebrosa (Australian red waratah sea anemone)
Lineage: Eukaryota; Metazoa; Cnidaria; Anthozoa; Actiniaria; Actiniidae
Product: protein O-GlcNAcase
Biological process (GO): glycoprotein metabolic process
Molecular function (GO): beta-N-acetylglucosaminidase activity
Source: RefSeq, a predicted model, not a curated record
UGGACAUUCGAACAAAGAAAAGAGCUAUUUGUUAGAGUUUCAUCCAUAAAUCAAGCUGGAUAAACAGUUUCAAUCAAUAUUCUUAAAUAAGAAGACCACCUAGAAAUGAAGAAAGUACCAAAGUACCAGUUGAAGCAAACCCACAUGUCCACGCCUCCUGCUGUCCUACACCUAAUACCAUAACACCACAAAUGGAUUACCAGAUUUUGAUAAGUGGGAAAAUUAUAGCUUGUGUAUCUAAAGGUGCGGACACACAAUGCAACAUCGCAUGCAACUUUCAUGAAAACUUUGGUUGUCCGACAGUUGUGUGACAUCACAGAAGUAGAAAGUACUCCUACUUCUGGGACGUCGCAAACAACAUCACACCAUGUGUCCUCAUCUUAAUGCUUUGGGGUAACACAGUUAGUUUGUUUUGCUGAUAUGUCACAUUCGACCAAAUGUGGUUAUGGAUUAGAUCCUUAACCCAUCGUCAUACUAUUGUUCUUAGUUGAGUUUGACACAACAGAAGUAUUGUUGGUGAAAUGUUCACGUUAUCAGAGGCAAUGCCAAAAGUGUUUAAUAGAAAGCAAGUAUGAUAUUGAAAUCACAGGCAUAAAGUAGGAUUACAGGAUAUCAUCAAUGAUGUUGCCGCAGCCAUCCACAUUUUAUAAAAAAAAAACUUUGUAACAAAACUUCUGUGUUUCCAAACUAAACUGAGAAGUGUAAUAUAUACUGCAAUGUCAUUUGUUCAUUAUCUACUUUGAUAGUCGAGCAACACCCAACUGUUGUUGUUUGGUUGUAGACACUUGUUUUUAUGCCAUUGGUUUGCAUUUACUCUUAAAUUGUUUUUUUGGACAGGGUGGAGGGCACUUUGUAUUGCACUAAUUUGUAUAACAGUUUGGAGAAUUCAUGUGAAUUGAAUCAUAAAACAGCAAUCAUUAUAUUUUAGCAUUUAUGCUUGUACUUCAAUUCUUGAUCAGGCUGAAAUUACUUGGAAUGAAUACUUACCUAUAUGCACCUAAAGAUGAUUUGAAGCACAGAGCAUUAUGGAAAGAUCCUUAUGAUGUAGAAGAGUGUGAAAACCUCACCCAACUCAUAAAGUGUGCCAAGGAAUAUGGAAUUACCUUCUAUUAUGCUUUGUCUCCUGGCUUAGAUAUGGUAUUCUCUGAAUCAAAGGAUUUUCUGUUGCUGAAGAAAAAGAUGGAACAGAUGCAAAAACUUGGUUGCACUGCCUUUGCAUUACUGUUUGAUGAUAUUGACCCAGCCCUUAAAGGUCCUGAUCAAAAAUCUUUUAGUAGUUUUGGAGAAGCACAAGUGAAAGUGACCAAUGAGAUAUACCAUGCUCUUAAUAAGCCAAAGUUUUUAUUUUGUCCUACAGAAUAUUGUGCCACUCGUGCAAUACCUAAUGUUGAGAGCUCUAGUUAUCUACAAACCCUUGGCCAAAACCUUGAUGGGGAAAUUAACAUACUAUGGACGGGUCCAAAGGUAAUAUCGAAUGUAAUUUCACCCCAUUCCAUCCAAACACUUUCAAGUGUCUUGAAGAGGAAGCCAGUUAUCUGGGAUAAUAUCCAUGCAAAUGAUUACGAUCAGAGAAGGAUGUUCCUAGGACCAUACUAUGGCAGGCCAACCCAGCUGUAUGAUAGUGUCAAUGGAGUUCUCACAAACCCUAACUGUGAAUUUGAAAGCAAUUUUGUAGCGGUACAUACUCUAGGUACAUGGGUAAAGUGUGCUAAGGGUCAUUUACCUGCACCUGUACCAGCUGAAGAACCAAUGAGCUUAGAUGUGGAUGCCGAGAAGCAAAGUGCUUGUAGUGAUGCUAUGGAUGAUGAUAUUGAAGCCAGUGAAAAUGAGAAAAUCGAAAAGAUGGAAUCAAAAGAUAAUGGUGUUGGGGGAGAUUUUCCAAUGGAGACUGACAGUGUGACUUCUGUGGCUAGCAGUACCACAAAGAUAACAAAUCAUGCACCAGCUUUUUACGACCCAGAGAUAGCUCUCAAUGAUGCUAUUGAUGCAUGGCUUUUAGAGUUCAAUAAAGAGAAAAGUGCUUCCUCCAAGGUGUAUGCGAAAAGUGGUCCUUAUAGCCUUGCACCAGCACCAACAAUUGUCAGGUCUCAGGCAGCUAUGUCUACUGCCACGACAACAUCAUCCUCCAAAACAGCUAAACAGAAUAGCAGGAAAGAUCGUGGAAUCAUUCCACCACCACCAGGUCCAGUACCUCCAGGAAAUUUAAUUUCCAUUAAAACAAUGGAGGAAAAUUUGAUGGAAAUUUCAGAAUCAAGAAAGGGUUCUAAUAGCCCACUUAAAGCAGAAGAUCUCUUGUUACUUGUGGAUCUGUUUUACUUGCCAUACACCCAUGGAACAAAAGCAAAGCUAAUACUCAGUGAAUUUAAGUGGUUAAAGAACAAUGCUAUCAAGGAGGAUUCUGAGGAAUUUAAAGAGCUCACUGAAGAGGAGCAAACAGCAAAAAUAAUAGAGUGGAAAGAUAGAGCUGAGAAGUUCCAUGCUUUAUGCCAGUCAGUGUCUGACAUGUUUGUGAGGUUUUCAGAAACACCAAAUCGCGCUUUACUCUAUGAUAUUUAUCCAUACAUUUGGGACGUCAAAGAAAGUGUUCUUCUUUUGGAUACUUUUGUUGUCUGGCUUAAUUCAAAGAGCAGGCUCAAAAGACAAAGGCCUCACUUCUACCCAGAAGAUCCAGAACCAUGGGUGUUUAGAGGAGGACUCUGUGGUGAUUUACAGAGGUUGUUGCCAGUCGACAGUAAUCAUGAUAUGUUUAACAUGAGUGCUCCAGAUGUCCCUACUACCUGUGUAUAUACUAUAAGACCAUUCCAGCCAGAAGACGAGAAAAACAUGUAUGAGAUCUGCCUGUCUACCUGUGAUGAUGGUCAAGAUGGACAUGAUCUCUUUGUAAAUGAACCUUCUAUGGUAGGAGAUAGAUAUGUUGGUCCAUAUAUCAAUAUUUGCCCUGAGCAUAUAUUUGUAGUAGAAGACAGUUAUGGUGUCUGUGCUUAUGCCUUAUCGACUUCAGAUUCUAAACGCUUUUACGAUCUUUACAAGAAAGAUUGGUUACCAAAGAUGCGAGAAAAAUAUCCAAAUCCAAGAGGAGAUUCAGAAAACUGGACCUAUGCAGAACAUAUAGCCAAUAGUUUUUACACUCCAAAUAUAUUCUUGACUGAAGAAUUGUAUUCAAAGCAUUCUGCUCAUGUAAAAGUAGAUAUCUUACCCAGAGCACAGAUGCACUUCCCAAUGAAACGGUUAAUAACCUGUGUCUUGUCGGCUUUAAAAGCAGAGGGAUGCAAUGGAGUUUACAGUGAGGUCAGCCUUAUGAACAGAGACUUGAUUGAGGCAUUCUGUAGAUUAGGUUUCUAUGAAAUCCAGUUGAAAGACCAGCCUCCUGAAGAUACAAUAUAUUAUGGCAGAACAUUCUAAAUGUGUACAAUACAGUCACAAGAUAAUCAAGAAGAUUUUGUAUCAUUGAUAAGCAGUAUGGAGGUGUUUUGACCAUCCAAGCAUGUUACAGGUGGCAUAUACAGGGAACUUGUAUGUCAUUAAAUUAUCAUAUCACUUGCUUGCUCACAGACUGGCUUGUUUGAGAUAGGAUGUAUGAAAUCAAUAUUACACUCUUAGGGUAGAUACAAGAAAUUUUGAGAUUAAUCAAUUGAAACACAUGGAAAAUAUGAAAAUAAAGAUAAUAAGAAAAUGGAAAAUAAAUUUAUUUCAUUUACCCAGGAAAUAUCAAUUAAUCGUCAGUAUUCUUUGAAUAAUAAUGUUCCUGAGUGAAGUACAUAGUGCAAACACCAUAUCCAUGCAGCAGUACUAUUACGGUGAUUUGUAUCAGAUAGCAUGCACUUUUUUGUACUAUUUACAAAGUAAAUUUAGUACUGUUUCAAGGAUAAAGUGUGAGCACUCUUGCAUGAACAUCAUAUUAUACAAUUAUUACAUUUAUGUACAGAAUGAAAACACUCUAAAAAAGAACAAAGAAAAAGAAAACGAGAAAUGAGAUGGAAUAUAAAAAUUAACAAAGAAUAAAGUAGAUAAUGCAAAUUUGAAAGGUAUUGACUGUUCCAUUUGUAAGGUAUUGUUUUUUGAAGGAAACAUUUGUUUUGCUCUGGUCACUAACUUUGACUAAAGUUUGUUGCCAGCUGGUAACUUAAGUUAAUAAUUCAUACCUUUUUUCCAUUUUUUCAUUCUGAAAAAAUGGCAAAAAUAUUAGUUUUGAACAAAAGAUUUAAAAAAAUAUAGAUUUUGUUCCUAAAGAGCACCUUGCUAAAAUAAUAAUUACUUAAAUUUCUGACUAACGAAAGAUGUUGAUUAGAACUUCUUUGUCUACUAAGGUGCACUGUUUUCCCAUUUCAAAUUUCGAUUUUACUUAAAUUACACACACAUGUACUGCUUGUAAGUAAAGAGAUUAUCACAUGAUAAAAGCUUGUUAUUGUUUUUAUUCACGAGCUUCCAUAUGAUAUCGUGAAAGGGCAAGUUUAUGAGCAAGUGAAGGAUAUUGUAUGGAAAUUUUUUUUAUGCCUACUGAAUUUGUUUUUUUUUAAAUUAGGAAAUUAAUUGCUCACAUUUAAUCCACCCAUCAGACCAUCCAUCUGGUCUGGAAUCAUCAUCCCAAAUUGAUUUAAGCACAAAUUGAUUUAAGCACAAACACAAACUGUUGGAUGCAUCUCUUUAUUUAAAGAUAGAAAUAUGCAACAGAUUAAUUAAAGAAUAAAUUUCAAAUUUCAAA